Molecule: messenger RNA, 2310 nt
Organism: Triticum turgidum subsp. durum (durum wheat)
Lineage: Eukaryota; Viridiplantae; Streptophyta; Magnoliopsida; Poales; Poaceae
Source: the annotation of a GenBank genome assembly
AUGGCCGGUGGUAAAGGAGUGCAGCAACGCACCACCUCGGAUGGUUCCCAGUCGCCGGCUCCGGAGAAGCGGCGAGGGCGCAGCCGCUCCAGGCGCGGCCAUCGCGGUGAGGUCGUGGUUAGGGAGAUCGUGCGCGAGACCGCAAUCAGCGGUAGCGUGCCCAUCACCUUCCCGAUGCUCACGCGCUCGAACUACAGCGAGUGGGCGUUGAUCAUGGAGUGCAACCUUCAUGCGGCAAGCCUCUGGGCUCCCAUGGAGGACGAUCUGGUCGAGAGAAAGGAGGACAGGAAAGCCGUGGCGGCGCUCAUGCGCGCCACGCCGCCGGAGAUGCACGGCAUGCUCGCGGCGAAGGCUAGCGCCAAGGAGGCGUGGGAAGCCAUCCGUACCCAGCGCCUCGGCAGCAACCGCGUGCGCGAGGCGAACGCGCAGAAGCUGCGGGCGGACUUCGAGAACAUCGCCUUCAAGGAGGGCGAGCUCGUCGACAACUUCGCCAUGCGAAUCUCCAGCCUUGCGUCACAGCUCCGCGCGCUCGGCGACACCAUGGACGACGCGAGAGUCGUGCGGAAAUUUCUUCGCGUCGUUCCACCUCGUUUCGCUCAGGUAGCGGUCUCCAUCGAGACUUUGCUUGACCUGAGCGAGCUCUCCAUCGAGGAGCUCACGGGCCGGUUGCGGGUGGUCGAGGACCGCCUUGAUGACGGCCGCGAGAGCUUCGGCGGCGGACAACUCCUAUUCUCGAAGAAGUGGGAGGCGAGGAAGCGUCAAGGACGUGGUGGCGGUGCCCAGAGCAGUGGAGGCGGCACCGGCAGAGGCGGCGGUCGCACCCAGGGCGGAGACGGACGAGGUGCCGGCAACGACGACCGGGACAAGUGCCGAUAUUGUAGCAUCAAGGGCCACUGGGCCCGUGAGUGCCGCAAGAGGAUGGCUGAUGAGGAUGCCGCGGCCGCGGCGAACCUCGUCGAGGCUGAAGAGGACGGUGGGCCAGCAAUGAUGAUGGCUUGCGUCGAGACCAUGCAGGAGGGCACAGCGCCUCCGGCAACCAUGGUCCCGACAAGCAUCGAAGCCGUGCAGGAGGGCACAGCACCUCCGGCGACCACGGUGCCGGCAACCGUCAAGUCUGUGCGGGAGGCACGGAGCUCUUCAAAUAAUCCCCUCCCCACAUCGGUAGCGCUCUCCCCGACAACAACGUUCUCGGGAGAUUUCGAUUGGGAGGAGAUGAAGACCCGGGUGUGGGGGAGCCACACCCCGGCAACCACGUCCCUUGUGACGCUGGUCAAGCCCGUGCAAGUUGGCACGGCAAUCGCGGCCCCGACAUCCUCGGGACCCGACAAGCCCGUGCAAGUUGGCACGGCAAAGGCGUACCCGACAUCCUCGGGACCCAAUAAGCCCGUGUCAGGAGGCACGGCAACGACGCAUAUGGUGGGCCAUGUCCCAACCAUGAUGCUGGUGACCAGUGAGACCGUGCAAGAGGCACGACACUCUCAGGUCGGCCAUACCCCGACAACCAGGUUCUCGGGGUUCUGCAAGCCCGUGUGGGCAACACGGCACUCUUCGACGGGCCUCAACAGCUGGGAGGCCAUGAAGAGACAGUCAUGGGGCGGCAAGGCCUCGACCGUGACUCUGGCGACCAUCGAGGCUGUGCAGGAGGCGCGGUGCUCUAUGGUCAGCCACGCAGCAACCCUGACGCGCUCGGGGUCCAUCGAGUCCGUGCGGGAGGCACGACUUACGUUUGUCGGGGGAGACCCGACAAGCAAGUCUGAUGGGAAGUGCAGCAAGGACUCCGCUACCCUGAGAAGAACCACUCCGGUCAGUGUGGCGUCCGGCACAACGACCCCGGGAAGGGAGUUCCCGGGCAGUGCGGCGUCCGGCACGACGACCCCAGGAAGGGAAUUCCUGGGUAGUGCGAUGUCUGACAAGUCAUCCCCGGGAAGGGAGUUCCCGGGUAGCAUGACGUCCGACACGACGACCCCGGGAAGGGAGUUCCCGGGCAGUGUGACAUCAGGAACUACGACCCCAGAAACACUGACGCCCACGAGCGAGGUGGUUCCCGGGCAGUUCAUGUCCCCAUCAACAGCGCGGUCGGACUUGUUCGAUGCCAACAAAAAUGGUGGCGAUCAACACAGGUUCCGAAGCCUAGGGGGACCUUCUCGAGCCCGCGAGACGAUCGCAGCACCCGAGAUCAAGAAGCACGAACAGGGCAUACGGGCCGCCGAGAAGGCGGACAUCCCAACGAAGGCACUUGGUUGCGUUGAGUUCCAAGAACCGCGCAACAAGAUCGGGAUCAUUGACAUCAAGACCCUCCGACAGGGUUGA